Messenger RNA from Microsporum canis CBS 113480, 642 nucleotides. RefSeq lists its product as uncharacterized. Bases 1 to 642 code for a protein of 213 amino acids. The transcript has 3 exons. The record is from RefSeq and is a predicted model, not a curated record. NCBI's taxonomy places the organism in Eukaryota, Fungi, Ascomycota, Eurotiomycetes, Onygenales, Arthrodermataceae.
AUGCAGUUCUUCCUCAUCGCUGCCCUGAUCGCAUGUAUCAGUUCUGCCUAUGCCCGUGAUUUUCACCCCGAGAUCACUCCAGCACCGAGGGCAGAAGACGUGCAUAAGCGCCAGGUCGACGAGCGCUUUAUAGGCUGGUACUCAGAAGGCACUGAAUGGCGCUCCUAUGGCUGUGCGUUAGGGGAGUACUAUGCUGUCAGUUCACAGAUAGGCGCCUGCUGCCCCACCGGCUUGUCCUACUGCGAUCCUCCGGUAGCAUGUGAGGGGAACAAAGCCGUUUACUCUGACAGUGACAUGGCCGACUGUGGAUCGAGUGUAUGCGAUACCCUCACCAUAUUCGACUCUAGAAAUGUUGCGGCCACGGGGAUCCAUAGUCUAGUCGGGUGCUUUAGUUCUCCGGACUUUUACCACUACCCUGGGACUUAUUACAGGGCGACUUUUGCUCUUGUGACGACUACAUCUGAGAAAUUAAAGACUCCCACAGCGCCGGUGACGGCUACCAAGACCGUCACGCAAACCCCUACCACGACCGUCACGCAGACCCCUACCGAGGGGCUGGGGGUGAGAUUAUGGGAUAAGGGGAUGUGGACGAGACUCUGCUUCAUCCCAUUACUUGCUGUGUUCUUUGGUUUCGUGCUUUAG